AUGCAACUAUAUGAGCUUACAGAGAGUCCAGAAUCAGGAUACGUCAAGGGCGUCGUUCGGCGCUUUGCCCAGUCUUCGAAUGACCAUCGUGGGACGCCCGAGUUGCCUGGGAGGGUUGUGACGGUGGUGGAGGCGCCGGUGUGGCAUCGUCUGGAGGGCAAAGAAACUGAAGAUGGACAAGUGCUGGCAGACGAUUAUGUAUGGGGUGUAGCAUACCGGAUAGACCCCGAGAAAGAGCCAAAAGUGCAAGCUUACAUGGGCGAGUACAUCCUUAACGGCUACACCUGCCACCACGUCCCAGUGUACGGUCUCUCGGCAGACGGCAAGCAAGAGCACAUUGUUGUUCAAGAUUCGACGAUAUGGAUAGGAAAGCCUGAUGAUCCUGCAUUCGUUGGAUACGAACCAUUAGACAAGAUAGCACAAACGAUAGCCGUCCGCUCGGGGCCUUCUGGACCCAACAAAGAGUACUUGUACAAACUCGCAGAGAGCGUCAAGAACCUCUAUCCACAUGUCAGGGAUGACUAUCUGUUUGCUCUGGAGAACAAAGUCAGAACAUUGGACCUCGUUCAAGCAUAG
Molecule: messenger RNA, 576 nt
Organism: Cryptococcus wingfieldii CBS 7118
Lineage: Eukaryota; Fungi; Basidiomycota; Tremellomycetes; Tremellales; Cryptococcaceae
Exons: 7
Coding region: 1-576 (191 amino acids)
Biological process (GO): glutathione catabolic process
Cellular component (GO): cytoplasm
Molecular function (GO): glutathione specific gamma-glutamylcyclotransferase activity; gamma-glutamylcyclotransferase activity
Source: RefSeq, a predicted model, not a curated record